Molecule: messenger RNA, 1238 nt
Organism: Tupaia belangeri chinensis (Chinese tree shrew)
Lineage: Eukaryota; Metazoa; Chordata; Mammalia; Scandentia; Tupaiidae
Gene: ART5
Product: ADP-ribosyltransferase 5
Exons: 4
Coding region: 97-1026 (309 amino acids)
Molecular function (GO): NAD+-protein-arginine ADP-ribosyltransferase activity; NAD+ poly-ADP-ribosyltransferase activity
Source: RefSeq, a predicted model, not a curated record
ACCGCAGGACAAAGGGUCCAGGCGCCCGUCGAAGCCUGGACUCCGCCGCCGCUGGCCCUGCCCUCGUCCGGACUCGCCCUGCUGGGUCUUGCAGGGAUGAUGCUGGCGGCCCUGCUGAGCACCCUCAGCUACCUGGGCCUCCACGCCCUCUGGCAGGCUCAGGCUGUUCCCAUCCUGCCCCUGGGCCUGGCUCCAGACACCUUUGAUGAUGCCUAUGUGGGCUGCUCAGAGGAGAUGGAGAAGAAGGCAGCCUCCCUGCUGAAGGAGGAGAUGGCCCACCAUGCUCUGCUGCGGGAGUCCUGGGAGGCAGCCCAGGAAGCCUGGGAGCACAGGCGACAAGGACUCACGCUGCCCCCCAGCUUCAAAGCCCAGCAUGGAAUAGCUGUUAUGGUCUACACCAACUCGUCUAACACCUUGUACUGGGAGCUGAACCAGGCCGUGCGCACAGGAGGCAGCUCCCGGGAGCUCUACAUGAGGCACUUCCCCUUCAAGGCCCUGCAUUUCUACCUGACCCGGGCCCUACAGCUGCUGCGGGGCAGUGGGGGCUGCAGCAGGGACCUCGGGGAGAUGGUGUUUCGAGGCAUGGGCAGUCUUCGCUUUGAAGCCAAGAGGCUGGGCGACUCUGUCCGCUUGGGCCAAUUUGCUUCCAGCUCCCUGGAUGAGGCAGUGGCCCACAGGUUUGGUAAUGCCACCCUCUUCUCCCUAAGAACUUGCUUUGGGGCCCCUAUCGAGGCCCUGUCUGUCUUCCCCAAGGAGCGUGAGGUGCUGAUUCCCCCCCAUGAAGUCUUCUUGGUCACCAGGUUCUCCCAGGAUGGAGCCCGGAGCUUAGUGACUCUCUGGAGCUAUAAUCAGACCUGCAGCCACUUCAACUGCGCCUAUUUGGGUGGUGAGAAGCGGCGGAGCUGUGUGCCGGGACCAGCAGCGGGGCAGCCAGAGUCUCCCUCCGCAGGGGCCUCCUCUCUGCUGUCCUGGAAGAGCCUGCUAUUGGUCCCUGGGGGGUUCCAGAUCUCAGGAGCUGGACCCUGAAAGUCCAGUGCCGGUCACUGAGGGGUCCUGGGAACUGGUGACCUUUGCGUGAAGGAGGGGGCUCUAAAUAGCCUCAAGAAGCAAAAACAUGGUCCUGACACAGCCCGAGCAGCCAUCUCUCCAAGCAGGAUGUGGGGAGACCUGAGGCCGUGGCGGGGUGGAGGGAGCCCGCUGCAUGGCAGGGACUUCUGGGACAACCCAGGGAAGUACUG